Molecule: messenger RNA, 1041 nt
Organism: Saccoglossus kowalevskii
Lineage: Eukaryota; Metazoa; Hemichordata; Enteropneusta; Harrimaniidae
Product: solute carrier family 35 member G1-like
Cellular component (GO): membrane
Source: RefSeq, a predicted model, not a curated record
AUGUUUGAAUUGUUCUCAAAACUACUAGUUACCACUGAAAGAAAUGAUGUGAAGGAAAAUGAAGAAAGCAUACCACUGCACCGGAAAAGCAACUACAGGACAACUUUGCUAGGAAUAACGAUGGGAUUACUGUCAGGUGCAAGUCUAGCUAUCUCUGAUAUAUUCGCUCUUUUAUGUGUCAAGAUUGGUUAUUCACCAUCACAGGUUUUACUUGUCAAAUCAUUGAUGAUGAUGGCAAUAACUAUCCCGUUGCUCGUCUACAAGAAAAUUAAUAUUCUGAAACUCAAACGGAAAGACACUAUUUUGAGCAUUGUGAAAAGUAUUAGUGAGAAUGGAGCAGACCUAGCCUUCUACUACGCAAUGAAUGGGAUUGGAAUGGGAGAUUCAACCUCAAUAGCAGCAGGAACAUUACCACUUUUUUCACCUGUGUUUGCCUGCAUAUUCAUACAAGAGAAGUGUAAACCCCGCGACUGCAUUGGUGUUGUCAUAAAUGUUGCUGGUAUCAUAUUAAUAUCGAGACCUGAAUUCAUAUUUGGCAGUAACACAUAUUCGCCUUUCCUCGGGUAUGUGUACGCCCUUUUAGCAGGAAUAUGGCUGUCUAUUGGCACAGUUUGUUCCAGAGCAAUGUCUGAUGAUCUUUCUCUAAUAGUUGUAAUUUUCUAUAAUGGGUUAUGUGGUGUUAUAAUUAUGUUGAUAUUAGUGUACCCUACAAGUAAUGAUCGGAUAUAUACAUUGAUACCUGAAUACACUAUCACGAUUGCUUAUCUAGUAGGAAUGGUAGCAUCGUUUGGUGCUUACUUACACUCUUUUAACAGAUCCCUACAGUUGCAGAGUGCUGGUAAAACCACAAUCCUAGUAAACAUCGCUAUUGUUGUCAGCUUUAUAGCUGAUAUAAUUGUAUUUGAUAAACAGGUGGUUAAUUUAGAAAUAAUCGGAGCUACUCUUGUAAUUCUUAGUUCUAUUAUUGUAUUUGUAUUUACGUGCUUUGAAACCAAAGACAAAAUAGACGAAGAAACAAAACUUGUCCGGCAACCCAAAUAA